ACAUAAAUAUAAGACGAUUGUUUUUAAAUUUUCUGAUGUGUCACAUUACUGUUUAUGUGCUAUAAUCCUACAAUCUGUCUAUUAGUUGUUGUUGUUGGUAAUUGAGCUUUACUUGUCCCGUGGCUGUCAAAGGGUUAAUGUUACUAAAUUCUUUCAAAUGCCUAAAAAUUUGUUGCCAGCCCAUGUAUGCCACUGGUGUGGUACCUGGAAAGGUGAUAAAAUAUGUAGUAGCUGUAAGAAAGCAAGAUACUGUUCUGAGAAACAUCAGGCACUGCAUUGGGGUACUGGUCAUAAAAAUGAUUGCCUCCAGAUAAUAAGUUCUUCCGCUGCUUCAAAUUCAGUUUUGCCAACUGUUGGAAAAGUUCCUGCUAACACUUCUUGGCCAGAAUUUGAGAUAAAAAUAGACUAUGAAGGUAUAUUUGAUUCCGAUAGUGGUGAUGAGAAUAACUCGAAGUUGUUGGUGAUGCAAAGACAUGGGAAACCUGAUGCUAUGAUGCAGUCAUGGAUGGAUCAAUUUGAGGCCGAUUCUGACAACAAAUGCUGGACAUCUUUUCAAGAGCGGGUCUCAAGAGCACCAAAUCAAGUGUUGAGGUAUUGUCGAGAACCAAAUGCUAAACCUCUCUGGGCGUUAUCUUCUGGGUGUCCAUCAAAUGCUGAUAUCCCAUCAUGUAGCUACUGUAAAGAUCCAUUAUGCUAUGAAUUUCAGGUUGGCCAAAGUUCAUAGAAAAGAGUAUUAAGUAUUAGUGGCAUUGAGGAGAUCAACUAUAAAAAUAUAUUUCAUAAAUGUAUGAGUUGAAAAUGAUGUUCAUCUAUUAUUGUAAAUAUUAUUAUUCUCUAUAAAUUUGCCAAAUUUAGGAUAGUUUGACGUAGAGCAACUCAAAAACAUUAUAUUUCAGGAUGGGUCUAUUUAUUAUUAACAUCUUAUGUCUGAUCACCAUUGGAAGUAGAUCUGGCUUGGGGUAUAGUAGAUUGAAUAUAGAGGUACAUGGGGUGUACAAUAUAUAGGCAAGGAUCAAGUUUGACGUCGGCAACGUGGUCACGGUGACUGGCGGGAGGAACACCGGGCGUGUAGGAGUCAUCAAGAACAGGGAGAAGCACAAGGGCAGCUUUGAGACCAUCCACGUGCUGCUUGGAGAUUUUUGCUAUGUCUAGUUUUCUCCUAUUUGUUGUACAGGAAAACAUGGAAUAGAAUUCAAAUUUGGUGGUCGCAAAAGUGUGGAGACUUUAAUUCAUA
Messenger RNA from Zea mays, 1234 nucleotides. RefSeq names its product programmed cell death protein 2. The transcript has 5 exons. Gene Ontology annotation, cellular component: cytoplasm. NCBI's taxonomy places the organism in Eukaryota, Viridiplantae, Streptophyta, Magnoliopsida, Poales, Poaceae. Bases 158 to 724 code for a protein of 188 amino acids. The record is from RefSeq and is a predicted model, not a curated record.